Messenger RNA from Carassius auratus (goldfish), 3351 nucleotides. Its product is annotated as insulin receptor substrate 1-B-like. NCBI's taxonomy places the organism in Eukaryota, Metazoa, Chordata, Actinopteri, Cypriniformes, Cyprinidae. Gene Ontology annotation, molecular function: insulin receptor binding; phosphatidylinositol 3-kinase binding. The transcript has a single exon. Gene Ontology annotation, cellular component: plasma membrane; cytosol. Gene Ontology annotation, biological process: insulin receptor signaling pathway. The coding region runs from base 16 to 3336 and encodes 1106 amino acids. The record is from RefSeq and is a predicted model, not a curated record.
UAUUUUUUGUAUACCAUGGCAAGUCCGACCACGGAGCAAGGAUGCUUUUCGGACGUGAAAAAGGUGGGUUAUUUAAGGAAACCCAAAAGCAUGCACAAAAGGUUUUUUGUACUGAGGGUGGCGAGCGCCUCCAGACCGUCCCGAUUGGAGUACUACGAAAACGAGAAGAAGUGGAGACACAAGUCUGGAGCACCGAAAAAGUCCAUUCCGCUGGAGAGCUGCUUUAACAUCAACAAAAGAGCGGAUUCUAAAAACAAACAUCUCGUCGCUCUUUAUACCAAGGAUGAAUAUUUUGCCAUUGCUGCUGACAGCGAGGUAGAGCAGGAGUCAUGGUAUCAAGCCCUGGUUGAUCUUCAUAACAGAGGUAAGGUCUACGAAACUGCUGCGAGCCAUGGAGAUGGCGAGGAUAAUUACAGCGAAGCCACGCCGGGACCUGCCUUCAAAGAGGUCUGGCAGGUUAUUUUGAAACCAAAGGGUCUGGGUCACACUAAGAACUUGAUAGGUGUUUACAGAUUAUGCCUCACCAAUAAGACUAUCAGUUUUGUGAAACUCAAUUCUGAUGCAGCCGCUGUGGUCCUGCAGUUAAUGAACAUUAGGAGAUGUGGUCACUCUGAAAAUUUCUUUUUCAUUGAAGUUGGGAGAUCUGCCGUUACCGGGCCUGGGGAGUUUUGGAUGCAAGUGGAUGACUCGGUUGUGGCUCAGAACAUGCAUGAAACCAUAUUAGAAGCCAUGAAAGCCAUGAGUGAGGAGUUCAGGCCACGCAGCAAAAGUCAAUCAUCUUCCAACUGCUCAAACCCUAUCUCAGUGCCUGUCAGGAGGCAUCAUAACAACAAUCCUCCCCCCAGUCAAGUUGGCUUAGGCAGACGCUCUCGGGCAGAGAGUGUGACGACCACUUCUCCUGUUAGACCUGGCAAACACAGCCAUUCAUUCAGAGUGAGAGCGUCCAGUGAUGGGGAGGGCACCAUGUCCAGACCGGCAUCUGUUGAUGGCAGUCCGAGCACAGCCCGACCUCAGUCGCAGCGACACAGGGGUGGAUCCAGACUUCACCCGCCACUCAAUCACAGCAGAUCAAUCCCUACGCCCACUUCACGGUGCUCCCCCUCAGCCAUCAGCCCCAUCAGCCUGUCAUCCAGCAGCACCAGCGGCCACGGAUCCACAUCUGACUGCCUCUUUCCACGCCGCUCUAGUGCCUCCAUAUCUGGAUCACCAAGUGAUGGCGGUUUCAUCUCCUCAGAUGAAUAUGGAUCUAGCCCCUGCGACUUUCGGAGCUCCUUCCGUAGCGUGACUCCAGACUCACUUGGCCACACGCCUCCUGCCAGGGAGGAGGAGAUAAACAACUACAUCUGCAUGGCCAAGCCUGGUUCUCUUCCUGGCACUGGGAGCCAAUUGCAAAGUCAAUCCAGGGGAACGGCAUCAAGACUGGAGGAGCCCGAGCUGGAGAAAUGUUUCCGGAAGCGAACGCAUUCUUCUGGUGCAUCACCGCCAAUGCCAUGCCAUCAAAAGAGUCCCUCACAAUCAUCUGCUACAUCACUAGAGGAAUAUACUGUAAUGAUGCCCACAUACCCAAGAAGCCACUCUGGAUCAUCAUCGUCGUCAACCCACAGGCACUCCUUCAUGCCUACACAUUCAUACCCAGAGGAAAGUAUAGACACCUCACAAGCUAAAAACCACAGUAGACCAGAUCUCAAAGAUGACGGAUACAUGCCCAUGUUGCCAGGCAUUGUGCCUGCGACUACAACAUUGAAAAGCAGUGACUACAUGCCCAUGAGUCCAAAAAGUGUGUCUGCACCACAACAAAUUAUCAACCCCCGGCAACACUCACAUGUUGACUCUAAUGGUUACAUGAUGAUGUCACCAAGUGGCAGCUGCUCUCCAGAUGGCACAACAAACUAUGGCAAGAUCUGGACUAAUGGCAUCAACCCUAAGCUCUCCAUAGAGAGUAUGGAAGGUAAAGUGUCAUCUUGUGGAGACUACAUAAACAUGUCCUCAGCUAGUUGUUCAACGACCAGUACACCUCCAGACUGCUUUUUCAACCCUGUAGAAGAUCCUCCCAGGCCAAUGUACGCUUACUUCUCUUUGCCCCGUUCCUUCAAACAUCCCAACAGAAAGCAGGACCAGAGCUCUCUUCGGAUAUCACUACGCUCGAGUCGAUUGGCAUAUGCAGACUCUUCCUCGUCUUCAGCAAGCAGCGACAGCUUGGGUGGUCAAGGCAACUCGCAGCAGUCUGCUGUCAAACCCAAAAGGUUAGAGGGCAACGGGAGGCUGACACGUCCAACACGGCUGUCACUGGACACCAGCAAAGCAAGUACUCUUCCACGAACACGUGAGAGUCCCUUUCCCGCUGAGCCCAAAAGUCCUGGCGAGUAUGUCAACAUUGAAUUCAAUGACAAGGUGUUUUCGGCGAGCUUAGCAUCGCUGUUCCCACCUGGGUUUUCUGGAAGUGAUGCUGAGGCCUCAUCAGACCUUUCAUCAUCCGAGUACAUGAACAUGCAGCUGGGGUUGCAGACAGGGCGUUUGUGCCCAGAAAUGCAGAUUUCCACUUCCUGUUCAGACUAUGCCAUAAUCACUCCAUCAAACUCUGUAUCCUCCCCUCCACUGCCCUGUGAGAGUACAUGUGACCAUGACUACAUUAGCAUGCAGUUAGCAUCCUGCACUAGCUUUCCUGAUACUCAAAUGAUGCUGAUGACCAAGGACUUGCCAGAUGGAGAUGAUGCCCCUUCUUGUUCUGUAUCACCCAAUCAUGAUGUGACUGCGUUAAGUGGUGCCCCAGGGAGAUCGUCUCUGAUCGGCCCUUUGUCAGGGCUUAGUGCAUUCACACGUGUAAACUCCAAUUCUGGGCGAAACCAAGGGGCUAAAGUAAUCCGGGCUGACCCACAGGGUCGACGGCGACACAGUUCAGAAACAUUUGCUUCCACAACAACCAGAGGGUCAGCUGACACAUUGGCCACCUGUCAGUCAGGUGAAGUAAAGCGCCACAGCUCAGCCUCUUUCGAGAACGUGUGGUUAAGACCUGGUGAGGCCUCUGCUACUUCUAUCACUCCUCCUGCAUCUACAGUAACCAAUGGACGAAGGGAAACCUCUUCAGGCACAAUUCCCACAUUAACAAACCAUGACCAGAACGGCCUGAACUACAUUGAUCUGGACCUAGUGCAGAAUGGAGAGCAGCAUGUUCCAGACUGGAAUGCGUUCCAAUCUCGCCCAGUGGAGCUGGGAGCUGUCGAAGGUAUAGAAGAGCUCAGUGCCUACGCCAGUAUAAACUUCCGGAAAUCGGGUGAGAACAGAGGGAAUCUCACAAGUAGAGAAGGUAAGACCAAGUGUUUGUUUAAGAAUGGUUGAGUAUUGGCAUGUGUG